AUGGCUUCUCUCUUGUAUUUGCUGUGUGCUCUGUGCUGGACGUUCAGGCCGUGCUGCAGCGUCAGCUCGCCUGAGUGGUUCCAAAACAUCACCGCAAACCUCUUCAGCUUGCCUGGAGAUGUAAUUCUUGGAGGACUUUUUCCAAUUAACCAGCAAUCGAACAACAUCAGUCUCAUUAGUGAGCCGAACAGCAUCAAGUGUGAAAGUUUGAAUGAAAAUGGACUUGGUCUCGCUCUGGUCAUGAAAUAUGCCGUGGAUGAGAUCAACGGAAAAUGGGAUCUUCUGCCAGGCAUCAAAUUAGGUUAUAAAAUUUACGACACCUGCAGACACGCUUCAGUCAUCGUGAAGCCUACUAUCUCCUUCCUCACUGAAAAAACAAGCAGCGCUCUUUCUGUGCAGUGUAAUUACACUGACUAUGAAACCAGCAUAUCAGCCGUCAUUGGUCCUCAAACCUCGGAAAUGGUGUCAGUCAUCGGAAAACUUCUGGGUUUCUUUCUGAUGCCUCAGAUUAGCUACGGUGCCACCAGUGAUAAAUUCAGCGAUAGUCUUCUCUACCCAUCGUUCUUCCGCACAGUGCCCAGCGACAAAUGGCAAGUGGACGCCAUGGUUCAGCUUAUGUCUGAGUUUAACUGGACCUGGGUCGCUGUGAUAGGCAGCGAGGAGGAGUAUGGACAAAGCGGUGUGCAGCAGUUCUCCAAAGUAGCAGAGAAUAAGUCUGUGUGUGUGGCCUAUCAGGGCCUGAUCCCAGUGUACACUGACCCCAGACCAGCAGUCCAAACCAUCAUCAACAACAUCAAAACAACAGAGGUCAAAGUGGUGAUCGUGUUUGCCCUCCCAGAACCGGCAGCGUUCUUUUUUGAACAGGUCAUCAUGGAAAAUUUAACAGGUGUGUGGAUCGCCAGCUCAAGCUGGAUAAUCCACAAUCGACUCCUUUCUAUUCCCAAGAUCAAAAACAUUGGCACAAUCAUUGGGUUUGUUGACAAGUUGGGUAGUCUGGAUUUACUGAACAACUACACAGAAGCACUCCUCAGAAAAAUAAGUGAGGAAAGGGAAAAUAAUGCUACUAUGCAACCAAAGUCUCAUAAUCCUGACAAUCCAUGUCCACAGUGUUGGUACCUGUCACCAGCUAACAUCAGCUUGGUGAAUGACCUUGCAGUGAAGAGACUGGGCUUUGCAGUGUAUUCUGCCGUGUACACCGUAGCGCACGCGCUGCAUACGUUGCUUGAGUGUGAUUCAGGUGGUUGUAAUUGGAGACCAGAUUCAACAAUCUACCCCUGGAAGCUGUUGGAGGUCCUGAGGAAUAGUUCUGUUAACAUAAGUGGCACAAUUUUAGAGUUCGAUGAAAAUGGUAACCCAAAUGUCGGGUACAACUUGUUGCAGUGGAUCUGGAAUUCCUCAGACAAAGUUGCCUUCAAAAAUGUGGGAAAUUAUUAUCAAAACAAACUGUCCAUCAACACAUCUCGCUUUGAAUGGCACACUGAGAACUCAAUGGUUCCUCUGUCGACCUGCUCAGCGCAGUGUGCCGAUGGCCAGGUUCGCAGAGUCAAAGGCUUUCAUUCCUGCUGCUAUGACUGCAUUGACUGCUUGGCUGGCACUUACCAGGCAAAUAAAGAGGACAUCCAGUGCACCAAGUGUCCUGAACGUCAGUGGUCCAAUGAUCGCAGUACUAACUGCACACCCCCAAUUUUUGAAAUUUUGGGAUGGGACUCAAAUGAUGCCCUGAACAUUAUACUGGCAGUUCUUGCGCUGCUUAUAUGUCAGGUGUCAGUGGCAAUCGUGUUCCUGAUCCACCGAGGAACCCCGCUGGUGAAGGCCUCAGGGGGAGUCCUGACCUUCCUGGCUCUGCUCAGCUUGAUGGGAGGCUGUUUGAGUUUGUUUCUCUUCCUGGGGGAGCCUGGAGAUGUGUUGUGUCAUCUUCAACUACCACUCAUCACUAUUUUCCAAACUGUAGCUCUCUCCAUUAUCUUGUCUAUCUCACUGCAGAUAUUCCUUGUGACAGAGUUCCCAAAGAAGGUCGCUCCCCACCUGCAUAUGCUCCGAGGCCCUGGAAGCUGGCUGUUUGUGCUGAUCUGCUGUACUUUUCAGGCUGGACUGUGUGGCUGGUUUGUUCAAGAAGAACCCUCUCUUACGGAGUAUAAGAGCAAUAUGGAGAUCAAUUUCAUGAAGACCUUUUUGCCAUGCCCUGUGUCUCCAGAUAAACUUGCCGUCAUGCAAGGCCUCAAUGCUGCCAUGGCCCUUGUGUCAUUCAUGUCCACCUUCAUGGCAAUUAAACCUCAUCAUCAAUACAAUCUUGCCAGGGACAUCACCUUCUCCACUCUUAUUUAUUGUGUGAUUUGGGUGAUCUUUAUUCCAGUCUACACAGGGUUGACAGCAAAUAUACUCACUGUGUCGAAGAAUAAGUCUAUUGCCCAUGUUUAUUUCACUUUGGCAGGUAACUUAGGGCUGGUGGUUGCUUAUUACUUUCCAAAAUGCUACUUGCUUUUUAAGAAUCCUGAUUCCAACACUCCACAGUACUUCUGUACUUUCUUAGAAGGUGUCCCACCAACACCGGCCCAGGAGGAGCCACAGCCACCACCAGCCAAAUAAGCUAUCAACCAACCAACCAGCCAACCAUCCAGUCAUCCAACCAAUCAAUCUACCUACCAACUGAACUCUAUUAUCCUGUUUAUUUCACCUUAAAUUUUACCUGUGGGUUGAGCUGUAGAGUUCAGCAUGUGAGUUACACUUGUGAAAAACUAUUCUUCCCUAAUGCCUAAUGAUGGAAGAAGUGCAUGUGCUGACAACCACAGUGCAGAGAUUGUGCAACCAGCAGUGGUCUUAUUUAUUCACUCUUAUAAACUGAGCUCUGCUAAACAUUAUUAGUGCUAAUUUUCACAAAGGCUUCACUUUUAUUAGAGAAUACCUCUAGAAUUUUAUGAUAGAGAGGAAAUAAUAGCCUGUCUGCAGUCUUGACCUUAACCCCAUAAAAUCAAUAAAAUUAAGAAAAUGAUGGACAACUCUGGCCAUCCUCUUCAUGAAACUGUUUGGGAAAACAAAGUGCCUUCAGUCAGAGGCUUCUUCAAAUUUGCUGUAACAGAAACUGUUACAAAAUGUCUUUCCUGCCAAUUACUAUGACUAUUUACAAUAACUCUUUGAAGAAUUUGAAUUAAUAUGAGUUACAACAACAUUUUUAUUUUCCUUUUGGAUCAAUAAAGUAUUUCUGAAUUUG
Gambusia affinis (western mosquitofish) is the source of this 3208-nucleotide messenger RNA. Its product is annotated as taste receptor type 1 member 3. Gene Ontology annotation, biological process: G protein-coupled receptor signaling pathway; sensory perception of sweet taste; sensory perception of umami taste. Lineage: Eukaryota; Metazoa; Chordata; Actinopteri; Cyprinodontiformes; Poeciliidae. Bases 1 to 2586 code for a protein of 861 amino acids. The record is from RefSeq and is a predicted model, not a curated record. The transcript has 8 exons. Gene Ontology annotation, cellular component: membrane. Gene Ontology annotation, molecular function: G protein-coupled receptor activity.